Messenger RNA from Branchiostoma floridae (Florida lancelet), 1640 nucleotides. RefSeq lists its product as uncharacterized. NCBI's taxonomy places the organism in Eukaryota, Metazoa, Chordata, Leptocardii, Amphioxiformes, Branchiostomatidae. The record is from RefSeq and is a predicted model, not a curated record. The transcript is spliced from 3 exons. Bases 244 to 768 code for a protein of 174 amino acids.
UGAUAGGUGUGGCCCCCAUGUGAGGGCGCGUAACCGUGAUCUCAACAUCUCGUGAUGUGAAGUUGAUCAUCAUCCCCACGUCACCGAUCUACGCAAGUCUCUCCCUUCUGAGAGCUUGUACGGUACGCACACCUGUGUGUCCGCUUCCUCCCCCGCAUCAUCAAAAGUAGAUAUAAAGGAGAAAAGAGAGUACGGUCUAGGUUUAAAGUACAUCUGAGGACUGUGUAUAGAGGUGUCAGGAAUAUGCUGGAGCGGUGUUUAGCGGUAGUAGUGGUGCUGGCAUCAGUGGCCUUGCAGGAAUCCAGCUGCGGAAGCAACCCACAGCACUGGCAGUUCGGCCACUGGUAUGGGAAGAGAGAUUCCACAUACUCCUCCGGAAAACCACUGCCUGAUGGCGGCAUCAUAGCCCCGGACGAUGCAGAAAGGCUCAUCACCAAACUACUACAGCUUACACAGAAUUCAGUGACGUCAGAGGAACCGGCACAACAUGUACCGAUGGCGUUACCACCAAGGUCGGUGACGUCAGCACAGCGGUACCCCUACAGUGAUGACGAGAUGAACCAACAUGGCCGAGAGCUGUCUGCAAUAGUUGAAGGUCUUUUGCUGUCUGAGUCGCCGUUUUGGAGAGCGGUGGCGGAAGAGCUGAUGAAGCAGUCCCUGCUGUUGGAAAAGAGCUCCUCGAAGAGAAGCUUCUCACCCGCUGCAAGAUGGCGACGAUCAGCCGUCCGCACUGAGGGCCCUUACCAGGAGCCGAUGUUUCUCAAAUAGGAUAACUGAUCACUUAAGGUGGUCAGGGUGUUAGAAGGAGUGCUUGAGAAGAGCGUCAUUACGCCUUGCUGUUACUUGUUUAGCCAGGCGCAUUACUCAGAAAGAAGAAAGUAUUAUACUGAAAUGGGAAAAGAGGAGCUUAGUCAGAUAAUCCAUAGCCUAGACUCGAAGAGUAGCCCAAGGAUAUGGACUUGUCAGGUAGAUCGAUGUUAGAAGGAUGAUAAGAUUAUCAUGGUUCUAUCCGAUUUGUUUAAGUAAGUAGGAUUCCGGUAUUAAGAGCUAAGAGAAGAAGUAUAAUACCUAUUAAGUACAUGUGUUUGUUGAUCGAUGGACCAAAAGUUAAAAUACGUCUUCUAAGUUUUGAAAGUAUGUCUUCCUGAUAGUGGUUGCUUCAGAGUACUCGUGGUCAACGGUGCCUAAACGCAGUUUGAUUCUUAAGUAUGGAGCCAGCAAAGAUUAGCCAGCGUUGGUUCUGAAUGUUUUGGGAAUUAAAGAAAGCCAUUAGCUCAUUUCCAUACAAUGAAAGAGCUUGGGCUCGCCCAUUGCAACUUAGUAUUGUAGGUAUCGCAGAAUGCGAAAGAAUAUCGCAACUAAUAUGUAGAUUUAGAGAGGAUAAGCAUGUUUUCAGAGACGAUUACAAUUGGUCCAGACUUAAAAGGUGUGGUCAUAUAUACUAUUGUAUAUCAAAUUGCACAACUAUUUGGGUACUGCAAAUAUUGCAUGGUUUUGUGUUGAGCUAAAGUUGUUCACGUCAUUGCCAUGUGCCUACAAAUGACGUGAUUGUUAGUUGUGAUGUACACGUGAAAUCGGGGAAUAAUCAGCAAGGAAAGACUCGACAAUAAAUACAUGUAGUCCUGAUAUUUCAAAUCACA